Molecule: messenger RNA, 3067 nt
Organism: Notolabrus celidotus (New Zealand spotty)
Lineage: Eukaryota; Metazoa; Chordata; Actinopteri; Labriformes; Labridae
Gene: bag4
Product: BCL2 associated athanogene 4
Exons: 5
Coding region: 575-1678 (367 amino acids)
Biological process (GO): protein stabilization
Cellular component (GO): cytosol; nucleus; membrane
Molecular function (GO): protein-folding chaperone binding; adenyl-nucleotide exchange factor activity
Source: RefSeq, a predicted model, not a curated record
AAAGUAUCGGUAUCGGAUUGGUAUCGGAUCGGUAUCGGAUCGGUAUCGGAUCGGUAUCGGAUCGGUAUCGGCGAUACCAGCCUGAAUGUUACUCAGUAUCGAAUCGGAAAGGAAAUCGGUGGUAUUGAACAUCACUAAUGGCAACCCUAGGUAUUUGUACUUCCUGCUAUAUCCUAGAAGGAAAUGACUGAAGGCAGAGGCUCUUUUCUUUUCGUUGACGAGGGCCCGUAGUGCCAGAAAACAGCAUCAGAGUGAGAUGUCUGUCGUGUAACUCCAGCUUCUAUUUAAAGUGACAGCACAAGUUUUCCUUAGCUCGGUGUCAUUCAAACAUUUCCUGAUUCUAAUCAAGCGAUCUCCAACACUGCAGGAAAACAACCACACUGCUGUCAACGCUUUGAGCCACCUCACGGCUCAGACGAGGCUGCCUGAAGUCUGGUUUUUGUUUUGCCAUGGAUGUGUACAGGACGGUCGCUUGGGAACGCGUUUAGCUGAUGCAUCACCAUUAAACAGUCCAAUAAUCUGAGAUCUGGCCUCGACCUGCAACUCGGAAAAUACUAACAGGGACGAGAACAACAUGGACGCUCCUCAGUAUCCAGGCUAUCCUUCACACUACUGGUAUCCCCAGUCUCAUUCAACGGGGCACUAUGCAAAUACCUAUCCCUCGGGAUCAGAGGUUCAACCUCAGUACAGUCCACAGGUAAUGCCUGCAGGAUAUCCAAACGGCCAUGGUGUCUACAGCCCAGCGCAGAACCAGUAUUCAACAAGUGGUUUCCACCCGUCCAACCCUUUCUACUGUGCUGACCCUCAGAGACAAGCUCCAGGUCCUUAUUCUAAUCAGGGCUGUCCAGCUGAGCAGAGCAGUGGGCCUUCUGGGCAGCCACACUCUCAACACCACCAACAUCAUCACUAUCCAGGCCCACAUUGUCCAGGGGGUCCUGGAUAUCCUCCUGGUGCGUAUGCUCACUACAGUGAAGGUGGUCAUGCAAUGCCUCCAAACCCCCCAUAUCCCACUGGCCAGGCUGUCCAUCCAAGUCCUCACAGCGAUGGAUGGACGCAUUCUGGUGCAUACGCUCCCCCUUCACAGCAGCAAUGGCAGCCAGGCCAGCAGCCGCCUCAAAACCACUUUGGAAACCCUGUCCGCCCAGCCCAUCCUCCAGCUUGGCCUGGGACUGGAAGUGGGGCUCCACCACCUUACCAACCCAAGGACCAACAACACCAACGUCCCCCACCAGUGGGACCUAAACCCAGACCACCCCAAUCCUCCAAUCCUCAACCCAACGGAAAGCCUGCUGAAAUCAGUUCACCUCCACAAAUGUACAACAAAACCGGUAGAGGUGAACCCAAUCCUUCCCAAGCUGAUCCCCCUCCACCAGCCCCAGCUCAAGCUCCAGCUCCAGCUCCAGGCCAGGUCGGACCCCAGCCUCAAGGCCAUAACCCUGGCUUUGUGAAGGUACAGCAGGUAAUGUCCAGAGUGAUGCUGCUUCAGGAAGAUGUGGACGAGUUUGUUGGCAGAAAGACAGAUAAAGGUUAUCGCUAUCUGGAGGAACUGCUGACCAAAGAGCUUCUGGAGCUGGACUCUGUGGAGACUCGGGGACUGGAGAACGUCAGGCAAGCCCGGAAGGAAGCCGUACAGAGGAUCCAGGCCAUUCUGGACCAGCUGGAGAAGAAGGCCUUCUAAACUGGACAAAUAUAUUGGUUUGUGGGCCACUAAGUUUCUGUUCUCUUCUUCCAGAUCUUCCAUGGAUACAACGAGGGUCUGGUCUUGUUCCUCAGAGCGUUUUUCUAUUAAGUUUUUUCCAUCAACGUAUAAAACACCUGAUGUAGAGCCUAAGGGCAAGACCAAGGAGUAACUGGUACCUGGAACCUUUAAAAGCCUAAUUAUGCUGGUAUAAAUGAUGAGCUGGUGUUAGAAGUGCAGACUGAUGGUUGUACAUAUCAUACUUGACUGACAGCCUCAAUGAGUGACUGCUGGCUGCACAACCUGACACUUCAGCUCGGCUCAUCGUUUAUGUCAUUCCUUUGCCAGCAUAAUGCCGGCGGGAGAUGGAUUGAUUGAGUGCCACAUUAAAACCGGUCGUGGUCUCUACAGAUCCAGAUUAUCUUCAUGCUGUCCCUCAGGAUUGUAGGUUUCUUUCAGUCUGAUCAAACACCUGGUAACACCUGAACUUGGUUAGCCAUCUACUAACACAUUUCAGUCCAUUUGCAUGAACACCAUACUGUCAGAUAGGCCCAUAAGUCACCACUUCUUCUCUGAAGGAGUAGGUGCAAUGCUUUUCCUUUUCCAAAUGUGCUCCAAGCCCCGCAUGCACAGUAACGUCAGGCAAGCACUCGAGACAGCCGUGACAUUUCCGAGCUCAUAAUUGGCCUAGAACGUAGCAGAUUAGUGAAACCCCCUACAGAUUGCUGUCCCAUUUAUUCCAUAUUUUGGAUUAAAUUGCCUCCUAGAAUCAGACCUACAUAUGAAUGCUGUGUAUUUCUCUCCAGGAACUACUGUUAUUACAGAUGUAUAAGUAAAGGUUUAAAUUAAAAGAGAAGUUGUUAAAUGAAGUUCUUUCUAUCCCUUUUUGAACACUUAGAAUAUGUCUAUGAUAAAGCAAGAGAGCUGUAUUUUUCAGAACUAAGUGUUCAGUUGCUGUAAAGGAAUGAUGAUUUGUAAUGUUUUCAUUUUUGUAUGCAUGUUGAACAGCUGUUUGAUUUGUUUCUGUUUCCUGUCCUUGUUAAAUCAAACCCAUAUUUUCAAAAUUCUUUUUGUUGUGUAGAGGAAGUCUUUUGUUUGUUUCCAGUCAUUCUUGAUGUCUUGUUUUAGAAAAAGAGUGCCAUAUGUCAGGAGAUUAUUUUACAUAGGAAGAAGAAGAAAAAAAUAAAAUGAAGAUCACAAGCUUUGCAUGGAAAAAAGAAAUCCCCUGUCAUAUGUGUUCAUUUUCUUGUGCCGUUGAGUUUUCUGUUUGACGGAGCACAAUUGUACAGUUUAACAUGUUAUGCAUGUUUCUAACUCAAGACGGGAAUCUUUGCCUGAUGAAUAUUGAAAAAAUAGAAGAGAAAUAAAUAAUGUUAGUAUAUUUUUCAA